GCCAGCGGGGGCUGGCCGCCCCGGCCAGGGUGCGGGCGAGGGUGACGGAGCCCUGGGCCUCCCGCAGGUCCAUGGUGCGGGUGCGGGCGGUGGUGAUGGCGCGCGAUGACUCCAGCGGGGGCUGGCUGCCCCUGAGGGGCGGCGGGCUGAGCCACGUCAGCGUGUGCCGGGGGCGGCCUGCCGAGGGGGGCACCCGGCGGACCCAGUACCUGAUUCGGGGAGAGCGGCUGCGGGACCAGAGCACCAUCCUGGAGUGCGUGCUCAAGCCGGACCUGGUGUACAACAAGGUGAACCCCAUCUUCCACCACUGGCGCCUCGACAACAGCAAGUUCGGCCUGACGUUCCAGAGCCCGGCGGACGCCGACGCCUUCCAGAGGAGCCUGCAGGCCGCCCUGGCCGAGCUGGGCCGAGGUUCGCUCUCCCCGUCCUCCUCCUCUUCCGCUCAGGAUGAAGCCGAAACGGCUGAGCACCCCGCCACGACGCGCACGGACAGCGAGUCCUCGUCCAACGGCCGCCAGGAGAUGCGGCCCAAGCCGCUGACCAUCAUCACCAGCGAGUCCUCCUCCAGCUGCUACGGACGCUCGCCCACGUCCGACGAGUACGCCCCCCCAGCACCCGGGGCCCCCGCGCCCUCCCAGAUCCGACCGCCUCCUCCGCCCUUCGCCGAGGUGGAGGAGGAGGAGGAGGCGGAGGAGCCCUUGGAGAUCGCCGCGCCGCCCCCCGGCCGGGACCCGUGGGUGACCAAAGGCUACGAAGACUACCGGCGGGCCGAAGCCCAGCGGACCCCCGGCCCGGCCAAACCCGCCGUGUGCGUCCACUUCGACAAGGGCGGCCUGGGCCGAGAGGGGCACCACCGCCCCCCGCCCCGGGCCCCCAAGACCUCCCCGUCCUGCCGGAUCCACGGAGCCCCGCUGUCCCCGUCCAAGGGGGGCUCCGGGGCGGGAAGCGGGCUAGGCCUGGGGGAGGCGGCGGAGGAGGAGGAGGAGGGAGACGAGGGCGGGGAGGACGACGACGACGACGACGACGAGGAGCGGGAGGGCGAGGCCGGAGGCCCCGGAGGACCGGUCCCGCGCUGCGUCUACUGCCGGGACGUGCUGCGCGGCGAGGAGAAGGGCCGAGGCCGGUGCCAGGACGCCCCGGACCCCGUGGGCCGCUGCCUCCGCCAGCUGACCUGCCUGUGGUGCGCCGAGAGCCUCCUCUACCAUUGCAUGUCGGACUCGGAGGGCGACUACACCGACCCCUGCUCCUGCGACCCCGGCCACCCGCAGUUCUGCGCCCGCUGGGCCGCGCUGCUGGCCCUGGCGCUGGCCGUGCCCUGUAUGUGCUGCUACCUGCCCCUGCGAGCCUGCCACUGGGCCGCCCGGCGCUGCGGGUGUUGCGGGGGGCGGCACAAGGCGGCGCGGUGAGGGUGGGCACCCGGGUGGGCGAGGGGGGGGGGUCCCCCCUCCCUCCCUCGCCCGGACUCCUCUUGGCCGGACUCGGGAGUCGCCCGCCCAUCACGUCCGCGGGAUGGGGGAAGGGAUGAAGUGGGGCGCAGACUGGGGGGGGCGUCCCCUCCCGCCACCCACCCUGAUUCUCAAGCUUUCAGCUUGUGCUCCUGCACUCCGUGCCAACCUCUCCAUUUUUCCUUUUGCCCCCCCAUCCCACCCCCAACCCCCAGCUCCCAUCCCCAGGGCCCCUCUCCAUCCCCCGCUCCGCCCUAAGCUGGGCACCGUGCCCUCGGGGAGGAAGUGGGAGCGGGCAUCGGCGGAAGCCAAGGAGAGCGGGGCGCAGCAGGGUUGCGGGGGUGUUUGCGGGUGUGUGUGUGUGUGUGUGUGUGCGCGCGCGUGUGUGUGGCCUCUGCCCUCCCCCCUCCCCAACACCUCUUUCCCCUCCGCCAACGGCCUCGGCCCAUCUGGCCGGUGCCAGGGUGCCAGGGAUGCCAGGCAAGGUCAGUGCGGACGGCCCGCAGGGUCCAUCCGGCCCCCGGGGCGGGCAGGGCCGGGCUUUAUUUAAUUUAAAUUAUUGAUUAUUUAUUGUGCUGACAGAUUCAUUGAUUUCAUUGAUUGAUUGAUUGAUUGAUUUAGUGCCUUUUAGCGCAUUUCACGUUCACGCCCACAAGCUGGGUGGGUUCAGCGGGGCCUGUGGGGGAGGCAGCCAGAG
This is a messenger RNA of Ornithorhynchus anatinus (platypus), 2142 nucleotides long. RefSeq names its product sprouty related EVH1 domain containing 3 (gene SPRED3). Gene Ontology annotation, biological process: negative regulation of MAPK cascade; multicellular organism development. Bases 72 to 1406 code for a protein of 444 amino acids. The transcript is spliced from 5 exons. Gene Ontology annotation, cellular component: membrane. Gene Ontology annotation, molecular function: protein kinase binding. The record is from RefSeq and is a predicted model, not a curated record. Lineage: Eukaryota; Metazoa; Chordata; Mammalia; Monotremata; Ornithorhynchidae.